CCACAAGCCCCGCCUUCCCCCUCCGGCUGCUUCCGGGCUUGCAAAAUGGCGGACGGGGCCGGUGGCGACGGGGGGGCUGCCGCGGUUCCUAUGGCGACGACACUGUUCCGCUGCGCGGUGUGCCGGUGCAGCGCCUUCGCCGGCCGACGCAGCCACCUCUACAGCGCCGGGCACCAGCGCCGGCUCCUACGGCUACUCGCCCGCCUCAGGGAGAAAGUGGAUGCAGCCAGGAAGAUGAUCAAACGGGCCCUGGUGGUGCCCUUUGACCCUGGGGAGCACCAGCGGCAAUUCUGGUGCGUUUGCUGCAGGCAGGAGGUGAAGUGGCACCUGAGCCAGGGGACCCUGGCAGUCUUGCAUGGCGGCCUCCUACAGCACAUGGCCAGUCUUCAACAUAAAAAAGCAGUUUCUGCAUUCUGGUGGGAGAACAAAGCAGACCCCAACCUGAAGUCACGCUUCCUGGUUUCCUCUGAAGAUUAUGAGCUCUUCAAGGCAUCACUCGCCAAAGCUCUGGAUACUUAUGAGGAAAAAGAAGAUGAGGUCAUUCAAGAGGUGGCUGCUCGCAUCAGAGAGAUAGAGCAGAGCCGGCGACAAAUGGUGCAGGCUGCCUUAGAGCCACAGGCGGAGACAGAGCUGUGUGAUGGAGCUGCUGCUGCUGCUGUCAACACCUUUGCAGAGAUUCUCAGCGACUCUGCUUUUGCUGGGGAAGAACAAGAGCAGCCUGGGCCAUGCAGGAGCCUGAUAUUUCUUGAAGAACAGCCUGGAUGUGUACACAGGACCAUGCCUGAGCUAGCCUGGCUGGAAGCCGGACAGUCAUUAACUUUCAUUGGCCACCAGGAAGCAGCAGGGGAGGGCAACAUUCACACAGGGGCCAAACCACCUUGGCUGAUGGAGGAGGAGGGAGAAAGCAAAGGGCAGAUUGGACCUUCUUACGAGGAAUUUCUCAAGGAAAAAGAGAAGCAGAAGUUGAAGAAGCUACCACCUAACCGCGUUGGUGCCAACUUUGAUCACAACUCUCAGACAGGAGAAGGGUGGCUCCCCUCCUUUGGGAGGGUGUGGAACCACGGCAGGAGGUGGCAGUCCAGACAUCAGUUCAAGUCUGAAGCAGGACAGAAGCUGCAUGGCCGUAAACAAAAGCAGCCAAAACCCAAAUGAAACGAGGAAAGGUCUGUGCCUUCCUACCAACUCUACACUGUUAACCAUCCACUCAGAUUCAACCACAGAAGAAGCCUGGCAGCCAUUAUCUUUUUGUACAUUGUUUUUGAGGGAGCCUGUUGUUAAGGAUGUAGUAUUUGUAUUAAAAUUUCACCAAAUUCA
This is a messenger RNA of Rhineura floridana, 1314 nucleotides long. It is a transcript of the gene CENATAC, whose product is annotated as centrosomal AT-AC splicing factor. The coding region runs from base 46 to 1152 and encodes 368 amino acids. The record is from RefSeq and is a predicted model, not a curated record. The transcript is spliced from 11 exons. NCBI's taxonomy places the organism in Eukaryota, Metazoa, Chordata, Lepidosauria, Squamata, Rhineuridae.